UAUCAUGACUGAUGACAGGUGUCAGGCUGAACCACCUACAUUUUACAAAAUAUGUUUUUGUGAAUUGACUAAUAUUGAAUUGUUUUCAUGAAACAUAGUUCACGAUGUCGGCUGGAACGUAUUAUUUUGUAAUAGUUGGACAUUCUGACAAUCCAAUAUUCGAGAUGGAUUUUAUUCCAGUGACCAAAGAACCAAAGAAAGAAGAUAAUAGGCAUCUCAACCAGUUUAUAGCACACGCUGCUUUGGACCUAGUGGAUGAGCAUAUGUGGAAAGUGACCAACACAUAUUUGAAGUCAGUUGACAAGUUCAACCAAUGGUUUGUGUCAGCAUUUGUCACAGCUAGCCAGAUGAGAUUCAUAAUGGUCCAUGACGCUCGCAAUGAGGACAGCAUCAAGAACUUCUUUACAGAUGUUUACGAAGCUUACAUCAAGCUAAUGCUGAAUCCAUUCUACAAAGAAGACACACUUAUAACAUUGCCUGCCUUUGAGAAGAAAGUUCAGUUUUUAGGCAAAAAAUAUUUAACAUAGCGGUUUACUAAUUAUUAAGUUAAAGUUAAUUUAUCUUGCUGCUUAUAGUGGUGGCAUAUCGUAAUAUAUUAUUUCAAAUGUUUUUAUUUUUGUUUUGAUCAAAGUAUGGAGAUUCAGAAUUAUUAUUUUACUCAAGCUGUCGUGUUCAUAUGCCAUCUGACUGAAACAAGGCAAGCCCCAUUUCGCAGUUGGCCUGUUAAAUAAUUUGUCCUGUAAAAUAUUAGAAAGCAAAGUAUAACAGCUUGAGCAAAACUUGUUUCAUUUAUAAAAAGUAUGUUGCAAUUAUAAUUAAAAGGGAAUGUUCACAGAAUGUUGUAAUAAAUGGUGAGAAUGUAUGUGACUGUAUGCACAUAUUGUGUAAUUGUAAAAAAGUAAAUUGUAUAAUAAGUCCAAAAAUAAAAAGAUUUUUGUAUGAAAAUAAUAA
This is a messenger RNA of Trichoplusia ni (cabbage looper), 951 nucleotides long. RefSeq names its product trafficking protein particle complex subunit 2 (gene Trs20). Gene Ontology annotation, cellular component: nucleus; cytoplasm; TRAPP complex. The coding region runs from base 105 to 527 and encodes 140 amino acids. The record is from RefSeq and is a predicted model, not a curated record. Lineage: Eukaryota; Metazoa; Arthropoda; Insecta; Lepidoptera; Noctuidae. The transcript is spliced from 3 exons. Gene Ontology annotation, biological process: endoplasmic reticulum to Golgi vesicle-mediated transport.